Messenger RNA from Toxotes jaculatrix (banded archerfish), 1168 nucleotides. Its product is annotated as electron transfer flavoprotein beta subunit lysine methyltransferase-like. Lineage: Eukaryota; Metazoa; Chordata; Actinopteri; Toxotidae. Gene Ontology annotation, biological process: peptidyl-lysine trimethylation. Gene Ontology annotation, molecular function: protein-lysine N-methyltransferase activity. The transcript is spliced from 3 exons. Gene Ontology annotation, cellular component: mitochondrial matrix. The record is from RefSeq and is a predicted model, not a curated record. The coding region runs from base 190 to 969 and encodes 259 amino acids.
UGUGAUUCUUGUAAGAAAAGCAAAAAAACAUAAACAACGGUCAAAGAUAACAGACAGACCGCUCAGUCAUCACCGUAUUCAAUUCAAUACUCAGUAUUCAGUACUCAAUAGGAACCUUUUUGAUCGGAACGUAGACUCGACGGAACUUUUGUCCGAUCCUUAUUUUGCGUCCGAGUGGAAACCGUUUUUAUGACCAUGUUGGGACUGAUAACGCGCUCUAAGCCGACUCGUUAUGUUAAAUUAUUUUUCCGCGCAUUUAAGCAGACAAAUAGACACCGGUGCAUCUCAAACAGCCGCCGGUCAGAUGAGUGUAUCCGGAGUUUUAUAGCAGAAAACACAGAGACAGCUGGAGAGCACAGUCUGACUCCGGAGAUCAAACUGAGACUCUUCACCCCAAACUGCAGGUUUUGGCGAGAAAGACCAGAGCUCUGGCCUUUUGAUGACCCAUACUGGGCCAUUUACUGGCCAGGAGGACAGGCACUCUCAAGGUUUCUUUUGGACAACCCUGGGAUGUGUCUGGGUAAGACUGUCCUGGAUCUGGGGAGCGGCUGUGGAGCCUCAGCCAUCGCUGCAAAGCUGUGUGGUGCUGCUCGUGUUGUUGCUAAUGACAUUGAUCCUGUUGCAGCUGUUGCGACCCACAUGAACUGCGAGCUGAACGGCCUGGAGCCGCUUGAUUGUGUGACUGACAACAUGAUCGGCUCUGAACCCGAGGGCUUUGACCUGAUCCUCCUGGGUGACAUGUUCUAUGACGAGGCCCUGGCCACCAGCCUUCACAGCUGGCUCGACAGCUGCAUCAGAACCCACGGCACCAAGGUGCUGAUUGGAGAUCCUGGGAGAGCCCAUUUCGAGGAACACGGCAUCCGACGGCUCCUGUGUCAGCUGGCUCAGUUUGAACUUCCUGCAACUGUCAGAGAGGAGAACUACGGUCUGACCUGCAGCAGCGUUUGGUCCUACCAUCCUGAGCUCUGAGGACUAAAUAGGAUCUCCUCCUCCACUGUCUUUAAUGUAAGUAAUGUAUUUAAAAAAAUAAUGUAAAAAAAAAAAUCUGCACACAGAACUUAACUUUUUCUGUUUCUUAAAUUUUAUCUAUUUAACUAAAGCAAUUGAUUUUGUAACAGUGUCCAAAGUCACCAGUGUUCAAACAUGUAAUUAUGAAAUAAAGAAUCAC